CAGUCAAUUCAAUUGUUAAUUUAGUUUCGUGCUAAUUAUAUAAAGGCUGAUGAAUUGCGUUUGCUGGUGGCAAAAUUGGCUACGUAACUGACUCCUUCAUAAGCUCUCCACGUUAAAAACGGCAGACAGCUCCAACGGCCCUUUCAACAACUACAGACAGUAUAUGAUUACUGCAGUUGAACAAGGCUGAUGCACUUUGCGCUAUUUACGUUUCCAUAAUUUCAUAUGCCUGGGUAGGUUUUAAAAGGCUUAGUGUCCACGUGAUCUACGAGUAUUCUUGUGAAUUCAAUGAUUCCAUUCUUGUCCACAUCUUUUGAGAGGCCGCUAUUGACGAUGAAGAAAAGGUUGGUUUUUGUUGAUAUGCUGAAAAUUUGAAAAUAAAUACCAACAGACGGGCAAAGGACGUAGAAUUUCACCGUCUACUAAAACCAGCACUCGACAGACUUUCGGAGCAGAUGUUACCACUUUUUGAGAAAUUCAUAAUGGCAUUUUUCCCUACAAAAGUUGGCUGCUAGUAUUCGGAGGAAUUUGUGGUGUCUUUCACAAAGCAGGAAUACCUGCGCUAAAACGUCCAAGUGAUCACCCGGUGCAGUAAUGUCUUUAUCAGACGUAAACCUGAAUAUAGGAAGCCCAAAGGGUAAUCCAGCUGAAGCACCACUACCAAAACCUGGCACACCAGCAAAUGGAACACGGAAUAACGACAGUAUGGCACAGGUUACUCCCAGAUUCAAGACAAACAACCGAAGAUGUGGGAACAAGCUCCUAGUAUCUCUUCCUAUAUUGAACGUGGCUCUAUCAUUAAUAUUCGUUGUCGCCUCCUACGCUUACGCUUAUAGUAAAAAAGGACUUAGUUUUUUAGACUCAAAUCAUGACGUUGCGUUUAUCAGUGACCUAGGCAAUAAAACACCCGAGAGUAGUUUGUUUACAUUUGGGAUGAUUCUAUCGUCAUGCUGUUCUUUUGGUGUAGUUCUGGUACGGUACUUUCAGGUGAAGCACUCUUACGUGAGGUUAGACAACAGGUUCAACAAAGCAACUUUGGCUGCCGGUUCAUUGUUCGUAUUUGGCAAAGUGAUGGUGAGUUCUUUUCAGAAUUCAAGUGUAAAGGCUGUGCACUUUGCAGGUGCUGGUAUCUAUAUCAUAUUUGCCUGCAUUUAUGCAGCUAUGCAAACGCUGAUAACAUUGAAGAAUAAAGUGAUGUACGGUAAGGUAAAGCAUCUGCUCUGCCUAUCCAGGCCUUUUCUGACAGCUGGGAUGAUCGUUGGUACACUGAUUCUCCUGAUAUUUUUGCAUCCAGAUCUACUAAAAUAUAACGAGAAGGGCAAAUCAGUUGGUCAGGGAGGAGAAUGGUUCUUCGCAUGCUGCAAAAUGCUAUUCAUGCUGACAUUUGUUGCUGAUUUCUGGUACUUGCACCCAAGGCUUUUGCUUAACAAACCAAACGAGCAGAUAAUCAAUGACCUCGUUCUGUCAAAUAUCGGCAGUCAAAGAGAGGCAAACGAAUCGUCUAAAACAUCAAAUCAUAAAGAUAUAGAAAGGUCCCAGAAUGGAAUCGCAUCCUUUGUUGUUGGUGACGAGGGUCUUGUGGUUGAAAAUAAUGCCGCACUAGCAACAGGAGAUCAGAAAAAUUCUAAAAAUGGACAGAACGUUGUUCACUUUUCAAUUGAGGAAGAAUAACCAAGCCAAUUUCAAGUAGUGUUCACCGUUCUUCCAGAAUGUAGUGUAGCAUUUGUGUUCUUUUUAAUAGACUUGUGAAGGACUUUUAGGGUAGUAACCUUUGGGGUAUCAGUUCCAUCGGCUUCACAGGCCGUACAAAUCGAUAACGAUCCACACAAUUGACGGAUCUGAGUGAGUAGGAGUGGCCCAGUUCGCCAUACGUCGUUGAUUAGCACUUGUGUAUUGAUCAAUCAGACCAAUGGAAGUAGACCCGUUUCUUGACGUUAAUUCCUUCAAGUGCCAAAUAUGAUGUAUAUCAAAUCUUAUUCCCUAAAAGCUCUAUUAAGCCCCCUCUCUCUAUUAAGCCCCCCUCUCUAUUAAGUCCCUUUUUUCAAGCAAAAACUUAAAAUAAGUUCCCACUCUCUAUUAAGCCACCUCCCCCUAUCAAUUAAUCUUGGUGAUUCUAAUUAAGACGAGGACCUUAUAAGUAAUUAAUUAGACGUUCGAAGCUGCUAGCGAAAUUUUCAGAGAACAUUUGUAUGACAUUUUUGCAAAAAAAUAGAUAACGGCAUUUUUAAAGCAUUUUUUACUUCAAAUUUUUAAUAAAGUGAUCAAAAGUAUCGUGCCCCCCCUCUCUCUAAUAAGCCCCUCUCUUUAAAGCCCCCCUCUUAGGACUAAAAACAAUAAAUAAGCCCCCUUGAGGGCUUAAUAGAGCUUUUACGGUAUUUUAAUUGGUUGCUGGGUCAUUGAAAGGAGGGUGGUGGCACGAUACCUUUAUACUGCUCUAUUCGAUACCUUUAUACUACUGGCUCUAUUCGAUCUCGCACCAGUCAGAUGUAACAAUGGAACGAAUCGGCUCUUUCUGUACCACUUUUUAAUAAGGCAUAUUUGAAAUAAUGUUGUAAAUCAUUGAAAAUCGAAUCCACAAUUGUGUAUGUACAUCAUAACUGUUAUGAAUUUCAUAACAAUUUUAUACCCAAUCAUAAAAGGUUGUUUAGCUUGCCGAGUUAUUCUGUUUUCGGUAGCUUCCCAAGAGAAGUGCUAAGAAGCCUGUAUUAGGCUUAAUGAUGCUGAUUACUGCAGGGCAGGGUCUGUAGGGGGCCACGCCCAAUGGUCUAAGUCAUUUUUCUAUGCCCCCCCUAACAAAUAUCAAGUUACAGCACUUUGCUUUAUCGCUGUACUCCAUGUCGAAGUGGAAUACGUUUGGUGUAGGGUCUUGAGGGGUCGCAUUGAAAAUCUAAACCGUUGAGAGUGUUCCUCAAGUUUUUUCGAGUAAAUUCUCAGAUCUUGCAAAGGUUAAUGUGGAAGCAUGCUUAAGUUUCUCAAAAGCUGCAAGAAUAUGUAACUCAGUGCUUUCGGGAGAAAAUUCAUACUGGGAGGUGGGCUGCCAAUUGUAUUGUCUCUCAUUCAGUACACUGUUAUAAAGUAAGAAUAGCAUAAUUUGACUAUUAUUGGGGGACUCCAGCCCCCCAUCCCCCCGCUUCCGACGCAGAGGUGGCGCCAGAAAUCUUCCGACAGAGGGGUUGGAGCUUCCGACAGGGGGGGGGCUAAAAUGACUAAAAUAAGCAGUUUUCGUGCGUUAUUUUGU
This is a messenger RNA of Rhopilema esculentum, 3238 nucleotides long. The record is from RefSeq and is a predicted model, not a curated record. Lineage: Eukaryota; Metazoa; Cnidaria; Scyphozoa; Rhizostomeae; Rhizostomatidae.